Messenger RNA from Saccostrea echinata, 966 nucleotides. RefSeq lists its product as uncharacterized. Bases 1 to 966 code for a protein of 321 amino acids. The record is from RefSeq and is a predicted model, not a curated record. The transcript has 6 exons. Lineage: Eukaryota; Metazoa; Mollusca; Bivalvia; Ostreida; Ostreidae.
AUGAAAGAAAUAAUAUGGUUCUUUUUAGUGAAUGUGGCUUUCAAUAAACCAGCUUGGCAAUCAAAACCGUACAUUUCAAACAAGACAUUCCACGCAAACAAUGCCGUAGAUGGACUGAAAUCUGACCUCAGUGCUUGGGGUGGACAGUGUUGUGUAUCUGCUGACCGUCAGAGAACUGCCACCUGGUGGGUAAACCUGACAUCAAUCUACAGCAUUCAUGAUAUCAGGAUUUAUUACAGAACAGAUAAUAGUGUGUGGAAUGCAUCGAAUGGCUACACAGAAAGAUUUCUGGGGUUUUACGUUUUUGUAUCGAAUACAACAAGCCCACGAGAUGGUUACUUAUGUUUUCAAGAUACAAUUUAUAACAAAUCUACAAUUCCUGCUGUCGCCAAUAUAACCUGCACUGUACAUGGUCAAUACGUCAUCUACUAUAAUGAAAGACUUCCAAAUGUUACGUAUACAGAUGAAUUUUCCGACUACGCACAUAAUGAACUAUGUGAGGUGGAGGUUUAUGGUUGCACAACUGGAUACUACGGACGUAUCUGCUCUUCCCCCUGUCCUGACAACUGUCGUUAUUGUCACAUAGAGACUGGAGAGUGUUCUUGGUGUGAACCAGGGUAUCAGGGGUUCCAAUGUGAACAAAGUAAUAUAUCGAUAAAAAAUUGCUAUGUUUGUUGGAGUCAUGUCAGGGUGGCAGAUACGGACAGGAUUGUGGACAGUUAUGUGGAGCUUGUCUCUAUAAUAAACAAUGUCAUCACAUCAACGGUUCAUGUCUUCGAGGCUGUGAUGCUGGAUAUAAAGGGAAUCUUUAGUGUUCAGAUGGAAAGUUUGGAAAUAACUGUGAACAGGAUUGCAAUCACAACUGUGGGGUACGAAAUAGAUGUAACCGAACGACUGGGGAAUGCGUGGGCGGAUGUCAAAUUGGAUUUGAGGGACUUCAAUGCCAAAAUGAGAUUGUACGUAUAG